Molecule: messenger RNA, 1221 nt
Organism: Aspergillus terreus NIH2624
Lineage: Eukaryota; Fungi; Ascomycota; Eurotiomycetes; Eurotiales; Aspergillaceae
Exons: 2
Coding region: 1-1221 (406 amino acids)
Source: RefSeq, a predicted model, not a curated record
AUGUCUUCAGCGGCUGCACCAUCCGCCGCGGUGGAGACCACCAGCGCGACGGCCGCCACUGGUACAUCAACGGAAGCAGGACACUCGACGACCUCGGUCCCUACCACAACCAGUGAACCCACCUCGACGCAAUCAACAACCUCGUCUACAUCCACCACGUCGUCGACGACCUCGCAGCAUACCACGUCUCAGCAGCCAACCACCACGAGCUCGACCUCGACGUCGACCACGACUUCAGAGCCCACCACCAGCACCACCACCUCCCAACCUACAACGUCCUCGGUUGUCACCACCUCUGAAAUUGUCACGACUUCUUCGUCCGGCACGAGCGGACCCGAGACCCUCACCAUCACCUCCACCGACACCUCGGGCCUGACCAAGCCGACCACAACUGGCAAUGCCGCCUCCACGACCUCGACUGGUUCGUCCUCGACCUCCACAACGGCCGCCGCGGGUGCCAGCGGGGGCUCGGGGCUGUCCGCGGGUGGCACGAUAGCCGUUGCCGUGGUGGUGCCCGUCGUCUCAGUGGCCAUCAUCAUCCUGGCGGCCUUGUACUUCUGGCGCAAGUGGAAGGCCAAGAAGGCCGCGGAGGAAGAACGGAGAAAGGAGGUGGAGGAGUACGGCUUCAACCCGAACAACGACCCGACCUUGCCACCGGUCAUGGGCGCCGCCGCGUACGAGGCCAAGGAUGACGUCUCAGGGUACCGCGGAUGGGGCACCACCUCGGCGGGCCGUAAGGCGUCCACCAACCUGUCCAGUGGUGCGGGUGUCGGCCUGACCAUGUCCGAGGCGGGCAGCACGCCUGGCUACCAGCAUGCCGCGACGCCCAGCGACGGGACCAUCCAGUUUUCCGAAGGACAGCUGACCGCGGCCGAGACCGAGCCCGUUGGAAUUCUGGGCGCCGCGCCGGUGUCAGCCAACAACCACCGCACGAGCGACAUCCACCGGGGCCCGUCCAACGCGUCGUCUGCCUAUUCGGCCGCCAACCGCUCGGAUAUCUCUGAAGAAAGCCACAUGUCUGCGACCCAUCCUACGGGUGGUUACUACGAUGAGAAUCCGUAUUACACCGACAUGCACCAGCAGUAUACCGCCUAUGGAGACGGACCGUACGUGCCGAAUCAGCCCGUGAUUCGCGACGUCCAAGCCCGGCGUAACACCCGUAUUGAGAAUCCUGCUGUUUUCCCUCGCUCCGGAAAUGCUGGUAUUGCCCAGAACUUCUGA